AGAAGAACUACCCAAGGGAAAAAAACAGGAAAAGAAAGAACAACACAUGGAACCAGCAAAGUCACCAAAGAAGGAACAGUCAGCUCCAAGUGAAAAACACAUUAAAGCAAAGACUGAACGAACCAAAGAAGAGGUUGGUUCUGCCUCAUCGAAAAAAGCUGUACCUGGAAAGAAGGAAGAGAAAACAACCAAGACAGUGGAGCAAGAAAUUAGAAAAGAAAAAUCUGGGAAGACUUCUUCAGUUCUGAAGGAUAAAGAGCCUAUUAAGGAAAAAGAAGUAAAGGUUCCAGCCUCCCUAAAGGAAAAAGGCAAAGAAGUCAAGCCCAAGUCUCCACAGCCACAAGUAAAAAAACAAGAGAAGCCAGAGUCACAAGUUAAAAAGGAAGCAAAACCAGCUUCAUCUGAAAAAGCUCAAAUACACAAACAAGACACAGUGAAACCAGAAAAGGCUAUUUCUCAUGGUAAACCAGAUGAAAAAGUUGUCAAGCAUGUAAAAGCUACCACAGUAGGAAAAACAGUCAAACCCAAACCAACAAAAAAAGCUGAACAUCAAGGAAAAGAAUCUCCAUCUAUCAAAACAGACAAACCAAAACCAACUCCAAAGGAAACACCAAAAGUAACAGAAUCAGGUAAAUAUUUGCUUUCCCAGAGGAGGUAACAUAGAUCUAUAGGAAUAGUAUUUAAAUUUGAAUCUCUAUAUAGCUGCGUAACGUUUGGGAAAAUCCAUUAACAGCUCAGAUUCCGAGUUUACUCAUGUAUAGAAUAGACAUAAUGACUUUCCAAAAGGCUUGUGAUAAGUAUGAAAUGAAAUAACGUAUAU
Messenger RNA from Bubalus bubalis (water buffalo), 820 nucleotides. Its product is annotated as triadin. The record is from RefSeq and is a predicted model, not a curated record. Lineage: Eukaryota; Metazoa; Chordata; Mammalia; Artiodactyla; Bovidae. The transcript is spliced from 19 exons. Bases 47 to 658 code for a protein of 203 amino acids. Gene Ontology annotation, molecular function: signaling receptor binding. Gene Ontology annotation, cellular component: membrane; sarcoplasmic reticulum.